Nematolebias whitei (Rio pearlfish) is the source of this 1602-nucleotide messenger RNA. Its product is annotated as collagen alpha-3(IV) chain-like. Lineage: Eukaryota; Metazoa; Chordata; Actinopteri; Cyprinodontiformes; Rivulidae. Gene Ontology annotation, molecular function: extracellular matrix structural constituent. The transcript is spliced from 12 exons. Gene Ontology annotation, cellular component: collagen trimer. The record is from RefSeq and is a predicted model, not a curated record. The coding region runs from base 1 to 1602 and encodes 533 amino acids.
AUGGGCACCAGAGGUCUCAGUAUGCAGGGUCCUCCAGGACCACCAGGACCCCAAGGCUCACCAGGCCCUAAAGGACCUGAAGGUGUCACUGGACCACCAGGUCCUCCUGGGGAUGACUGUAAAAUUCCAUAUCCAGGACUUCGUGGAGAUCUUGGUUCUAAGGGCCCAGAUGGAGACCCAGGGUGCCCUGGAGAAAGAGGUGAUCCAGGUCCAAACCCUCCCAUCUGUGGAGACAUUGGGGACAAUGGUGAUCCAGGAUGCCAGGGGCCUAAAGGGCCUAAAGGACCAGAUGGGUGUCAGGGCCCACCAGGAUGCCCUGGAGACCCGGGUCCACAAGGUACAAGAGGGGAUUACGGUUAUCUGGGAGAAACUGGUACUCAAGGUUCAAAGGGUGAUCCGGGCCUCCGUGGGGCAAAAGGACCAAAGGGAUCAGAUGGACCGUGUGGUCCAAAGGGGGAGAAAGGACGAGUACUCCCAUGUGGCCCUUACUCAUCACCAAUAAAUGGCCUCAAAGGACAACCUGGACCCUAUGGUCCACCUGGAGAAAAGGGCCCGAGUGGAGAAACUGGUCCAACUGGACAGAAAGGUUUAAAAGGGAAUCAUGGGGAACGUGGACCAAUCGGUUCUGAGGGACCUGAUGGUGAAAAGGGAGCCAAAGGAGAAGCUGGUUUGAUGGGGGAGACAGGGAUGGACGGAGAUCAAGGUGAACCAGGUAUGACCGGUGACCAGGGUUAUGACGGAAAGACUGAGAACCUGAACCUGGGAUUUUUGUUAGUGAUCCACAGCCAGUCAGUCCAUGUCCCCACGUGCCCCCCAGACACGAGCCGUCUGUGGGAUGGAUACAGUCUGCUGUACCUGGAGGGUCAAGAACGGGCUCAUCCUCAGGACUUGGGUCAGGCGGGUUCGUGCAUGCCGGUGUUUUCCACCAUGCCAUUCUUCGUCUGCGGUGUUCGAGGCUGCAGGUACGCCUCCCGCAACGAUAAAUCCUACUGGUUAUCAACAAAGGACAAGGCUCCAAAAAGACCCUUUGACGGAACCUCCAUCAGAAACCACAUCAGCCGCUGUGUGGUGUGUGAAGCGCCCACCUCAGCUGUGGCGUUGCACGACCCCAACUCCAAAGAGCCACCGGAGUGCCCCGAGAACUGGAAGGGCUUAUGGCGUGGAAACUCCUUCCUAAUGUAUACAGGUGGAGGCGAUGAGGGUGGCGGUCACUCCCUGACGUCUCCAGGAAGCUGCCUGCCCGAGUUCAGAGCUCACCUGUUCAUGGAGUGUCAGGGCGCUCGAGGAACCUGCCACUUCUUCUCCAACAUCUACAGCUUCUGGCUGACCACGCUCGAUUCCAGUUUCAGAACAGACCCAGGAUCAGAUUCAACCCAAAGACUUCACCGUUCCACGCUGACCUUCUUUCAGUCAGGUACUGGCAUCAGAUCGUCUUUUCGUGUUGGUGAGAUGAACGUUCUGAUCUGGCAACCAUCAACCCAGCAGAUGGACACGUUGCCACCAACGACCUUUGACCUUUUCGUUCACAACAAACGAAGCGGGAACCUCCCCGCCAACAAAGUGAAGUCUCAGCCGACCGACCAGAAGCACCUUCAAAACUAG